Messenger RNA from Protopterus annectens (West African lungfish), 2249 nucleotides. RefSeq names its product eukaryotic translation initiation factor 2D (gene EIF2D). Gene Ontology annotation, biological process: formation of translation preinitiation complex; translational initiation. Lineage: Eukaryota; Metazoa; Chordata; Ceratodontiformes; Protopteridae. The record is from RefSeq and is a predicted model, not a curated record. The coding region runs from base 110 to 1915 and encodes 601 amino acids. The transcript has 15 exons. Gene Ontology annotation, molecular function: translation initiation factor activity.
CGUCCAAUAUAGCCGUAUUAAGAUGGCGGCUUCCUUUUGGGUUUUCUGAGUAUGGCAAUGCUCUUUCUGCUUAAAUCUUGUGUGACAGGCCACCAAGGUUCAGUUGCUCAUGAUGUUUACUAAACCUUUCCGUGUUAAAUCAAACACAGCUAUCAAAGGAUCAGACAGGAGGAAGCUUAGGGCAGAUGUCGCAGCUGCUUUUCCUUCUCUCUCUGCUGAACAGCUUUUGGAGUUGGUGCCCAACAAGGAAGAGCUAAACAUAGCCAGGAUUUAUGCACAUAAAGGGGAUGCUGUUACCGUUUAUAUCUGCCACAGGAAACCAACCCUAUUCGAGUUGGAGAAGUGUAUUUAUCCAACAGUUUACACACUGUGGACAUGCCCAGAUCUCCUUCCCAUAUUUACAACAUGGCCAGCUGUAUUACAGAAGUUAACAGGGGGAGCAGAUCUUAUGCUGCCAGGAGUUGUUGUGCCCUCUUGUGGUCUUCCAGAAGUACAGCAGGGUGCACUCUGUGCUAUCUCCGUAGUUGGAAAUCGAGCCCCAGUUGCCAUUGGCAUUGCCACAAUGUCUUCUGCAGAAAUGAUUGCUGCAGGAAUGAAAGGAAAAGGUCUUACAGUUCUUCAUACAUACUUGGAUCAGUUGUGGGCAUUUGGAGAUAAGUCUAACCCACCCCUAAUUGCUCUACUAGCUCCUGAAACUGCAGAACCCUCAGUUUCUGAGGAAGAAGAGGAUGUGUCAGUUGAAAGUCACAUUUCUGAAGACUGUACUGAGGUGGAUGCCAACAUAGAAGCCCUAACAAUAUGUGCUGGCAGUAAUGUGUACUCUGGGGAACAGAAAGGAGAUGAUGAAACUGGUGACACCCAAUCAGCUACUGAGGUGGAAGCUUCAGUUGAAGAGUGCCAGGAAGUGGAGGAGGAUGAUGGGAAAACCCCACAAGAGCAAAUGGAUGAGCUGCUGUGGCAGUGUUUCCUACAUGCACUGAAAAGUAAAGUGAAGAAGUCGGAGCUCCCUCUGCUGACCAGCACAUUCCUUCGCAGCCACAUGUACUCAUGCUGCCCUAAAGGAAAGACACUUGACAUUAAGAAAUCCAGUUAUAAAAAGUUUUCCAAAUUCCUGCAGUCCGUGCAACAGCAAAACAUUGUCCAGGUGAAGGAACUUUCCAAAGGAGUUGAGAGCAUUGUUGAUAUCAACUGGACACACAAUGAAAUUCGAUCGUUUACAGUUUCAGAGUUGCCGCCUGAUGGAGAUACAACAGAGACUACUGAAACACCAAAUGAGGAGAAACCUUAUCACCCACCAGAAAUUGUUUCCAUUUACAGUAUCUCAGCUAGGCUAUUACCACUCUUUCAGGAUUCCCAGCACAAGAAGGGUGAUAUCCUGUCUGGUAGCGAUGUUAGGAAUAUCAUCACAAACUAUGUGAAAAGCAGUGACUUGGUGAAUGAACAAAACAAAAACCUUGUCUCUGUCGAUCCAGUUUUAUGUGACUGUUUGCUGAACAAAGGAGAACAACAUGAAGUAACACAGCUGCGAUGGGAUGAGCUCUUUACCAGAUGCCUGGAGAGGAUGCAGCCAUGCCAUCAAGUCACAUUUCCUGGACAUGCUCCUAUUAUACGGAAAGGAAACAUUGAGCCUGUUGAGAUCAGUAUAGCACAAAGGGGAUCCAAUAAAAAGAUUACUUUAGUGAAGAACCUGGAAUUGUAUGGACUGGACCCCGAGGCAGUGGCUAAUAUCAUGCAGCAUCGCGUUCAGGCCAGCACCACAAUCUCUCCAGUUCCUGGGUCAAAGGAUAGAGUUCUGGUUCAGAUUCAAGGCAAUCAGGUCAACCAUGUAGGCAAGCUGCUGUUAGAUGAGUACAGGAUUCCUCGCAAAUAUGUUCAAGGACUGGAGAAAGCACCCAAGCCUGCCAAGAAGAAGUAGAGUCUCUGCCCAAAGCUAUGACCAUAAGGAUGACAGGACUGAUGGAACUGCAGAAGCUUCCACUCACUUACCAGAUGUCUUUAAAGGGCCACUUUGGCAGAGGAGUUGGAGUGCUUGGCUUUGACCCAACUCCUAGUGCCAUCAUCAAGUUUGGACUUUUGGGAAACUGUUUCUGCUUCUGUUACUAUAUUUUGACUCGCUCAAUGCUGUUAACAUCACCAGAAGUUUACUAUUUGAUAAACUUCAUUAUGCACUGCGUUCUUUGCACCUCAACUGUUGGGUUGAUUAUAGUACACUACUGAAGAGGAGAAUAAAAAGAUCAGGAUUUCUUGUA